AUGGAAGUGCUUCCCCUCAUCUUCAUCACAGGAGCCAGCGGUUUCAUCGGCUUCGAGGUGGCAUUUCAAGCCCUGCACGCCGGCUACCGGCUCAGACUUUCAGUUCGUGAGCAUGGCAGUAUCCCAAAGUUGCAACAGGCCCUAUCGGGACACUCGGAUCGAGUAGAAUUCGUGGUAGUGCCAGAUAUUACGGUGCCCGGGUGCUUUGACCGGUUCUUGCACGGCGCAACAUACGUCAUUCACGUUGCCUCGCCUCUCGCCUUCGCAGGAGGCGAUAUCUAUACACCCGCGGUUCGGGGGACAAAAUCAAUUCUAAGUGCUGCAUUGCAGGUGAAUACCAUCAAGCGGGUUGUGCUUACCUCCUCGGCCCUUGCUUUGAUCCCCGGCGAUCAUCGUCGCGACGGACUAGUAGUCUCCGAGCAAACCGAGCUUGACGAAGCGAUUGAUCCUGCCUUAAUCCCCAGCCUUGACCCUAGGGCCCAGUAUAGAGCGGGUAAGUUGGCAGCUCACAGAGCAACGCUCGAAUUUGCGAGCGAUCACGAUCCACAUUUCAAUAUCAUUAUGCUUUAUCCGACUUUUGUCUUCGGCCCCAAUCGGCUUCAACAGUCAGCCUCUGAGCUUGCUGGAACAAACGCAUUGCUAUUCUUUACACUAAUGUCCGAACAUCCCAAGGGAGGCCAGUUUUUAGGCGCCCACAUUGAGGACGUUGCAAAAGCACACAUCAGGGCAUUGGGCUACGCUGCCCCUGGUGUUUCUGGUUUUCUGCUGUCAGGAAAGCGCCGUUCUUGGAGCGAUGUUUGUAAAUUUGUGAGGGAGGAGUUUCCCACCAUGAAGUUGAAGUUGCAACCCAGAGACUGGGAGAACUAUACUGUUGAUACCAGUCAGGCGGAGAAAUGCUUGGGCUUGUCAUUUCGUCCCAUGGAAGACCAGGUGCGCGAUCUCCUUCAGCAGCAGCUAUCGUUCAGAGAGUUGUGA
Aspergillus pseudonomiae is the source of this 975-nucleotide messenger RNA. RefSeq lists its product as uncharacterized. Bases 1 to 975 code for a protein of 324 amino acids. The record is from RefSeq and is a predicted model, not a curated record. Lineage: Eukaryota; Fungi; Ascomycota; Eurotiomycetes; Eurotiales; Aspergillaceae. Gene Ontology annotation, molecular function: oxidoreductase activity, acting on the CH-OH group of donors, NAD or NADP as acceptor. The transcript is spliced from 2 exons.